Orussus abietinus is the source of this 1310-nucleotide messenger RNA. Its product is annotated as pyrimidodiazepine synthase-like. Lineage: Eukaryota; Metazoa; Arthropoda; Insecta; Hymenoptera; Orussidae. The transcript is spliced from 7 exons. Gene Ontology annotation, biological process: glutathione metabolic process. Bases 223 to 942 code for a protein of 239 amino acids. Gene Ontology annotation, molecular function: glutathione transferase activity; glutathione dehydrogenase (ascorbate) activity. Gene Ontology annotation, cellular component: cytoplasm. The record is from RefSeq and is a predicted model, not a curated record.
GAAAACGGGGAAAUUUAGUUAUCACGGGACGAUUAUUUAUUGAAAAGAGAUUAUUUAUUAUAAGUAUGCAUUAUUAGAUAGAUGGAAUUGUCGUUUCUCUUGAUUUUAUUGACUUUCAAGAAUUAACUGACUGUGGUUGUGACCGACGCAGAAGAGUGACAAGCCGUGACGUGCGGUUCCUCGAGAUUUGGCAUAUUCAAAUUUGGAACGCGUUUUGAAAAUAUGAGCAGCUUACAUCUUGCAAAAGGCUCCGAGAACCCACCGAAACCAGAUGAAAUCGCUCGUUUGUACAGUAUGAAGUUUUGCCCAUUUGCUCACCGGAUUCGAUUAAUUCUGUCCUAUAAAAAGGUUCCCCAUGAUAUAGUUAAUAUAAAUUUAAUGAACAAACCCGAAUGGUAUUUCUCGAUUCACCCCGAGGGAAAAGUUCCUGCAUUCGUUGAUACCAAUGGUACUGUAGUGACCGAUUCCUUGAUUAUUGCUAACUAUUUGGAUGAUAAAUAUCCUAAUCCUCCCUUGUACAAUGAUACAACAAAAGACCGAGACAAGGAACUUAUCCAAAAAUACGAUGAGAUUAUUGAAAUCUUUUCAAAGUGCAUCCAUAAUAAGGACAAGAGGCCACUAGAUGAAAUCAUUGAAGAUAUAUCAAAUCAUCUAAUUGAAUUCGAGCAGGAAUUAGUUAUUCGUGGAACAACUUAUUUCGGAGGAGAAAAACCUGGGAUACUCGAUAUUAUGAUGUGGCCUUGGGCAGAGCGUGGGAAGGCACUCCGUAUACUCUACGAUCAGCCCCUAACCUUUGACAAAACAAGAUUUCCUCAGAUUCUUAAAUGGGUGUCGGAUAUGAAGGAAGAAAAGUUUGUACAAGAAAAUGCUGCUUCGUAUGAAAGAUUUGCUCAAUUAAUACAGUCUUUGAAUUCUGGAAGCGUCGAUUUUGACGCCGUCUGAAAUUUCAACUUUCAUAGCCACUCAAAAUAUUCUGAAACACCGUAAUACACGCUUUUCACCAUGAUACACAUUGUUACUUAAUGAGCUUCUCUACUCGCUAUAAGUCUAAUUCAAGUAUUUGCAAUAUACGAAGAAAUUAAUAUAUAACAAAUACGCCUAAGUAUUUACUAUGAGAUUAGUGCUUUAGAGGGAGUAAUUUUUUACGAAUUUAAUUGCGAAUCUCCUGAAUGAUACUUGUAACUCUCACAUUUUGCUAAGCCCUUGGCAUUUACCUUUGUUAGACUAAAUAUACAGUCGGUGACCUGUUACACCAAGAAAAAUGAUUUAUUAAAAUAAGAAAUAAAUCAAUAAUCAAUUUCUGAAGCUCA